This is a messenger RNA of Porites lobata, 32345 nucleotides long. NCBI's taxonomy places the organism in Eukaryota, Metazoa, Cnidaria, Anthozoa, Scleractinia, Poritidae. The record is from the annotation of a GenBank genome assembly.
AAUGCUCAAGACUGAGAAAAGCAGCUACAAUGUCUUUUAUAGAUGACAAACUGCACUGGAAGGACGCAGCCGGUAGAAUACUGAAUCUACAGCAGUCGUCAGCUAGUGGAAGUUUGGUCACAAACCUCAAUGUUAUCCUGGAUGAACUCAAUUCUUUAGACUACGCAACAAAUGUUGUCGACAACAAAGAGGUUCGCUUAUAUUUUUAAAACAUGUUAGAAAAGUUGGGUUAUUAAGUUCAGAGAAAUAUUGUUUUAACUGUGUUUUAACAAAUGGGCUUAUUGUGGGAGCUAUUUUAGAAACCCCGUUCAAUUCAUUACUACAGGACAACCAGUUUCAACCAUGGAGAAUUCUCAUGCCCAGUCGAAUGUAUGCACCUAUCAGUGUAAACCCUAAGGGGGGGUUUGGACAUUUGGUGAUGCUACCACUGGUUUCCCUGCCAAAUGACGCCUGAGAAACGAGCGCAGAAAUUCCAUACUGAUGACAUGUCACUACCCAGAUCUGGGUAGUGCUUCUGAUUGGUCGUGCCACGUGGGAAAUUUGAUUCAACCAAUCAGAAGCACUUCCCAGAUCUGGGUAGUGAUGCAUCAUCAGUGUGGAAUUUCUGCUCUCGUCUCUCUGACGUCAUUUGGCGGGGAAACCAGUGGUAGCAUCACCAAAUGUUGGCUGUUUUCUCAGGCCAGGGUCAGGGGGGGGCUGGGGGGGGUGUGGGCAAAGGGUUGGGGAUUUGAUUAAAAUUUCAUAAUUUUGGUCCAUUUCCCGAGGGUGGCAAAGGAUUCAUUCAUCAGAUAAAGUUAAAAAUGCCCAACUAGGAGCCUAUACCUUUCAUAAUGAAUAUCACAAAACUGAUUUGAACUAUAUUGUAAAUACUAUAAAUUGUUCUUUGGUCAUUGUAGCUUGAUAAGAAAUAACACACAAACUGUGGUGAUGACAAAGAAAAAAAGGCAUAGCAGGAAAAAAUGUAAUUUUUAACUUGUUACAGGUCAAAUUUGAUUUCAGGUUAAAAGUUUUUAACCUUGGUUGAUUUUCAAUUUCCUUUGUCUUCAACAGACUAGGAGACAUUGGAAAGUGAGAAUCAACCUUGGUUAAAUGAAAAUUAACAGUUUCUCUCCUGAAACAAUCAAAAGCCCCAUCCCCCAAGCAAGUGUACUUGAUCAAAUCUCCCACCCAGGGAAUGGAUUUUUUAUUGAAUCCACAUCUAUUGCUUGCACUCCCCCCUCCACAGGGUUUACAUUAAUAGGUGCAUUAGGGUUGACAGGGCGUGAGAGUUUGAGGAAGGGGGAGUCGUUUUUUUUGUUUGUUUACGUUAUAUUUUAGGGGGAAAGUUUUCAAUUUUUUACAUUUGGCGGUGGGUGGGCGGGAAUACGUUAUCUGUUAUUUUUAUUCCAAACCUGAACACCAUUCCAGUAUGGCAUUAUCAUGCAGGUCAUAAAGGUUAUUAUAUAAGUUGAUCUAACAUUAAAGAAAUAUCUUGGGUAGCAUUUUUUAAAAUUUAUUAUUGUACCUGAAUUGCAUAGAAAUGGUAGCUUGUUUAUGCUUUCAAGAAAAGAUAUAGCAAAACUCACUUUAAAAUUACAAUAUUACUGGAAAUAAUAGGUUUUUGGUGGUUGGCUGGUCAACUAAUCUCGGGUGACUAAACCAACCUUGUAUCAGGAGGAGGAGGAGGCCGAGAGCGCUGAGUCCAAGUGCUUCACUGAUUGCUACAGUGUAGGUGGAUUUGUUCCUGGUAAUCCUGAGUUCAAAUCCUCCUGCAACCAUGCUUGUAAAUAGCCAACUGGUUUGCCGCCAGCCAGUUGGGAUUCUUAACUCCAUUCUGUUUGAUUAAAGUUCUUUGUUUCAGGCAUUUGCUUGGCCACACUAGCAUUAGUGAUAAUUUAUAAAUACUGCCCAGGGUAAAUAACGGAAAUUAUUAUUAUUAUUGCUAAUUGACUGUCUAAAAUGCAGGAUGCUUUACCACUGCUGUCCAAAUGUUGUACACUUGUUUGCUCCUGUGGAACUGAUGACUUUCUCAUCACCAAGUUCUGUCAACUCAUAGUCAAUCUAAUAGCAAAGCAAAAGGUAGGAAGUCUUGCACAUGAAUGACAUUCUGUACCUUUCCAAAACAUAAUAGAAGUUCUAAGCUUACUGUGACAUGAGCUUUUCACGGGAUCCACUUUUCACUAUUUUUCACAGGUUUUCUGAUGAUCCACAACAGUAAGAUCCCACAAAAUUAUGGAAAAAAAGAAGCCACAAAAACUUAUUCCUUUCUAGGAUAGCUAAAUUUUGGUUGGCUGAUUGCACAUUACCAGAUUUUCUUGGACACUAACAACCAAGAAAUUUGUUCUUAGUUGUUAAGUUUGAAAUGUGAAUUUGCAAAAAUUUGUUCCUGUGAAAUGUGAAAAAUUAGCAAUCUGUAAAAUCAAAUUCCAGCGAAAAUUUCAUACCUCAAGUUAGAUGAAAGUUUUGGUUUAUUCGGAAAUCUAAGAGACUGACAAUAUAUGUUGACCUACCUAAAUCUUUGCUCUGUAUUGGGAAACAUUUCUCAUCAGACAAGGUGAGUGUUUCUGAUGAUACUGUUUUGUUAACAGAUCUCCCUUAACCAAGAAACACUGAAUGUUCUCAUACCAUUCCUUGUUAACUCCUUGAAUAAUUGCAAAAAGUGGACCCAGCUGAAUCUUGUUAAAGCUUUGGCAGCUACUCUUUAUGAAAAUGGACAAUUUUGCCAUGAGGUAAGACAGCUUUUCUUUUCUUUUAUUUUAAAGAAGGUGUCAAUUUAGGUUUCUGGAAAACUGCCCACCAACCCCUCCCCCAACCCAACAUAUUGCCCUAAGUGAGAAGUAUUAUGAUUGUUGGCUUAGGGGAGCCUGCAAAGUAGGUGUAUUUUGCAGCCUGAUCCAUGAUUUUUGGGGGGAUAAUGCUAUCCCGCCAUCUUGGAUGUUAAAACUGUCAGACAGUUGGGGUGAGUCAAAAACUGAUUUCAAGGUAGAGGUUGAUGGGUUUAACCCUUUAAGCCCCGAUAUCCACUUACAAAUUCUCCAAAGUGAUCUCCAUACAUUUCCUUAAAGAACUAGUUGAGAGAAUUUGAUAAAAGGUCAAAGCGGUUUCCCUGAGGUGAUCAUUUUAUUAAAUCUCCUAACCUUUUCUUUUGAUAAUGUAUUUAUCUUGCGAGGAGAAUUGAUGUUGAUCACUCUUGGGACUUAAAGGGUUAAGGUAGGAAAGGGGAUCAAUGUACUUCUGAGUUUCCGUGAAAAAAACUUCUGCUCUGCAAGCUAGCUUAGGGGAGGGGUCGGUGGGCAGUUUCCCAAAAACUCAAAAUGAUCCCAAAAAUCCUUUACCAAGCAAAAACAGAAAAAAAUGGUGAGUCUCACACAACAGAGCAAGGCUCCAAUAUUAAAGUGCACCCCUGAGAAACUGUACAACUAUUUAAAUCCAUGACUACAUAAGGACACUUAAUCUAUUAAAUUUUUUUAUUUGUUUUUAUUUGCUUGUGGCUUACUACUGGAAUUAGCUCUGAAUUAAUUAAAAACUAGCUGUAUAAUAGUUGUUUCUAAGCAGCAAUUCCAUUUUUAAAUCACAGUGCGCUGACAGCCUGUUGGGUGCAGAUGGUGUCUUGGUAAGACUGUGUAAAGAUGAGUCACAGGACACUGAUGUUCUUUGUGGUACCAUUCAAUGUGUUGCAAAUAUGUGUACCAAGUAAGUCAUAACAGUAAUUUUUCUUAACAAUAACUUGAAAUAACAAGUGUUUCCUGUUUACUGGGUGUGCAGCUAUUGCAGUAAGCUUUGUAUAGUGUUAAUUUCCACCUCCCUAUUUCUUGGGAAACCUAUUUCUCACCAUUCUUCUUUUCCCUCUGUGUGGGCUCUCAGUAAUAAACUUUCAGAGGUCUUGGUCAUUAUUUUGUUCACAGAUUUACCUAGUUAAUAAGACCAGGGUGCAAAGAAUGUCAGUUUUACAGCUUGCCAUUCAGGCUAGCCGUAGCUAGCAUGCACUAGCCAAAAAGUCAUUUUAACUAGCCCCAAAAUGAUGAUGAGCAGGUUUGAUUACACAGUUCUUCUGUAAUUUGAAUUCCUCAAAAAACUUCACCUGCCCAUUGGGCAAACCUAGAACAAAAAUUCACUAGCCCGAUAGCAAAAUCUUCUAGCAUUGCUUGGCAAGACUUGUCGGCAAAUAAGAAAAACUGGUAAUGAGACCAACAGUAAUAUAAUGUUUGCGAUUUAGUCAUUCAAAAUCAAGGCUGUGCUGUAGCAGGGCUUGGUGGCCCCUGGCAUUUUGCCUCCAUUUGUGUAGGAUAUUCUUGUACUUGUCACUAUCAAGGAAAAUAAUAGUGAAUCAAUGUCUUUUCCUAUGUGAUGUUUUUUUUUCUGUUUAGCUCCGUGGCAUCACCUGAUUCAGCUUGCAAUGUGAUGGAGGAGAAAUUCAUCACAAAUGCAUUUAUUCUUCUCUUGGAACUAUUGCAAAGCUCAACUCCUGAACUACGUGGGACGGAGAUAGAACAUUUUAUGGUGUGUGUCAUUGUGUCUGAAAUUCACUGGGUUUUUUUAAAGUCUAUAAUGGUACUAGAUGCAUCCAAAAGUUAUUUUAUUAAAAAGUUGUGCUCAGACCUCUCAAAAUGUUUUGUAGUACUAUGAGAUCAACCCUUACUAACAGACUAAGCACAAGGCAGAAAGGGCCAGACCAAAUGCAAAUGCAAACAGUGAUGCAAAAAUUUUUAAUGAGAAGUUGCAUUGCUACAAUGUUUGGGGACUACAUAUUUCUCUGGCCAAUUUCCUGGAAUUUUUAUUUUUGUCCAAUUGCUUAUUACAUUAAUUGAUACAAGGGUCAUGUAAGGAAUACAAGGGUCAAUACUCAUGGUCCAACACAAGAACCAUACACAGCCCAGUCAUAAUGAGCUGGCAACCAGCAAUUUUGCCUCUUCCAGUGGGAUACAGUGGAACCUGGUUAAUAAGGACACCACGGGGACAUGCCAAAGUGUCCAUAUUAAGCAGAUUAUUUUUAGAGAAAACAUAUGAGAUUUUUCAGUGUUGGGACAAAUGAAACUGUCCAUUAUUUAUGGGUGUCCGUGUUAAGUGGGUGUCCAUAGAGUGGGGCUCAACUGUAUAAAUUUACCAUCUACAUAGGACUUAUUACAACGUUUAGUAAUAUUAAAAUAUAAACAACACAAGUUUAGGCCUUUGAUGCCUGCUACACGCUGACUGGUCAGGGUUGUCACUAAGGGCCGGGGGCCGGGGAUUUCCCCCCGGCUACUCAGAGCAUGGUCCCCGGCUACUUUCGUUCUUAAAUUAAACCAAAAGAGCACCAGAAAAUUCUACAUUAAAAAGGACAUAAGCAUUGAAUUAUAGCACUCCUUUGAAACACACAAAGACUAUGCAUCAUACUAAGUGCAAAUUUCAUCUUCAGCAGGUUUAAGUGAUUUUGGAAAACUCGUGGGCGGAAACUAAGAAAUGUCGAAGAAAGACAUCUUACUUAGAUUUGGUACUAGUACACACGCGCAAGAACUCUCCGUUCGCGAAAUGUAAGUUUCAACCGUUGUGUCGGCUUUGUGUUGAACAUGUCGAAGAUGCGGCAAAGGAAUCUGCACUCUUUGUUCACGAUGAAAGAUCUGAGUAGAUCUCUGUUGACAUCGCAGAAGAAGUUGAGGCUUCAUCCAAGCAUUAAAUUUCCCUGAUGCUGAUGUUGAUGAUCAUGAGGAUUAUGACAAAGGCUUUGAAGAUGAAGACUGACUGAUUGCUAUGUUUAAUAAACUGUCAUUAGUCAGUGACCAGAUCUACAUAAUUAACCUUUUGGUAUCGAGUAUAUAAAAUAAUGUAUGGUCAAUGGAAAAUGUUCGAUCAUUGUCUGCAGGUCACAUCCUCUCAGUUCUACUUUCAAGAAGUUAUAUAUAAAAGAGAAGUUAAGCAUUAGCAUUACUUUUGCAUUCUUCUCCUCGUGUCUCGUUUCGAUAUCUCAGCGACGUUUAUAAAGUAUUAGCCCUGUCUUUUAAACGCUUUUCCAUAGGUCAGUUUCUUCGUAUGUUAAGUGAUGUUUCGUUCCUAAAUUCGAGACCACUAAUGUUACCAGUUGUGCAGUUUAGUUUUGCCACAUUUUAUCCCGCAAUUUUCCAUAUGUUAUGCUUGUUUUCGCCUUAUCAUUUAUUUUCCAACAAACCAUAUUAGCCUCAUGUUUGUGAUGCUUUUUCGUACAUUCAUCGACCGCUUGUCUUCUUUCCGCUCCUCCGUGGGUUAAUUCAUCUGUAAUAAUAUUAGUUUUACCUUUGAUUUCUGUAAGUUGUUUCGUUCUUUUUCAGACCCAGAGCUUACAUGUAUUCCCAUUUGGCGGCCACUAAAAAACCCCCCCAACGAGCCUUUACGUAAAAUAAAAACUUAAUAUUCUAGUGUCUCAGAAUGUUGUAGUUUUCUUUAAUAAAGACGUGAUCAUCAUAAAACUGCCAAUGAUAGCUCUGCUCUUGAUGAAGAUUGUUUUUUGGGGGCGGUAAUGCCUUUUGGAAAACGGUAGAAGUUGCACUUCAAAAACUUCUUGGGAGAGCUGGGGGCUCCACGACUGCUAGCGACUUCCCCGGCUACUAACAACAAAUACCCGGCAACUUGAAAUCUUAGUGACAACCCUGCUGGUUAUCCUGCCUUCUAUUUUUAGUAAAGCAUUUUGACUGGGCUGUUUACUUCAACAGAAAACAAAUGCUGUUAAAUACCACAGACCUUCCAUGUACAAUUUGAAAGUUAAUAAUAUUGUAUUUUUGUUUUAGGUUGUUAACAAAGUUUUGUGCAUUUUCCCACAUGUACUUUUGCUUAACUGUUCAGGCCAGAAACAAAAUCUUGGACCACUCUUAUCUGCUCUCAAGGUAAAAGACAGUGAAACUGAAAUUAAGUACAUGUAGGGCACUGUUUGUUUGUAUAAUGUACAAACCUGUGUAAUAAAAAAAAUUCAGGUUAAAAAUGAGCUGAGAAGUAUUGACUGGAAAAAUACCCCAAAUUAUUGCAACAGGGCAAUACAUUGAAUGAUGACAUCAUUUUACUAUGACUACCAGAAUCCUUCAGUUUGUUGUUUUCUGGUGCAAAUUAGGGCUAUUGUUGCUUAAAUCUCAGCGGGAUGGACAAAUACAAAUAAGAAAGCAAAAAUGUUCAAUGAAUUCUGGUAGUUGUAAUCCAAUGUCGUCAUCCUCAAAGUGGCCUAUAAUGCAGAUAAAUGUCAUGUUAUAUUACACAGUUUACCUGAAAUAAUAAUAAAAUUUUUCUCUGAAACUUGAAACCCCAAAUCCCAGGACGAGGAAUCUAAGCAUUCAUUGUACUGGAUUCACCAAAGCAUAAAAUCAUUGCAACACAAAAAUAUUUUCCCUGAAUUAAGAGUCAGAUGUAAGUUUGUUGAGUUGGUGUUCAGUGCCUUAUUAGCCUGAGGAGACAACCGAUGUUUUGCAAUGCCAGCAUUGGUUUCCCAGCAAAAUGACAUCUGAGAAACGAGUGCAGCAAUUCCAUACCGAUGACAUGUCUCUACCCAGAUCUGGGUAGUGUUACUGAUUGCAUGAAUCUAGUCCUAGCCAAUCAGAAGCAUUACCAAGAUCUGGGUCAUGUAGCAUCAUCAGACUGAGUAUGGAAUUGCUGCACUCAUUUCUCAGACGUCAUUUCACAGGGCAACCAGUGGUGGUUUUGAAAAAUGUCAGCUGUUCUCUCAGGCUAGUGCCUCAUCUGUGAAUCCUUUAUUUUAGAAUUACAUGUUUUGUGGAAUGCCUGGUUACAAACCACAGUAUGCUGAGAAAGCCAGCAACAGAUUACAUGAUAAGUCAGGUAAUGGAACAAACUAAAAGGCUGAUAUAAAUGUUCAAGAAGUGAAAGAUACUUAAGGUUAAUCAUUUGAAUUUUGAGAUGGAGGGGUAAGCAAUGUGAUUUUGAAUAUAUGAGUACUGAAAUUAACUCCAGUCAAGAAUUUUUUCCUUUUCAAGUCUGUUUGCAGGAUAUAAAUUUUUUCUGAAAUCAAUCAACUACUUCAUUGAAUUGAAGAAAUGGUGUCUGUUUACUAAAACUUUUUUGAACGUAUGCCAUCUCUGACCAUGUUCUAAUUUUGAGAUCAGUAGAAUCGGUCAUUGAAGUUCAAGUUCAAGUUUAUUAUUUUGCCAUAAAAUAUACAAAACAAGAAGAAGUUCUAAAUAAUUAAAUAUAGCCUGCGAAAAAUCCGUUUCUCCUAAUGGCAAGUCUGCAAAGUGACAAAAUUCCAUACUAAUGACUUAAAAUCUGGAAGCUGAUUGAGUAGUUACAUUGUUUUAGCUAUUGUUUACGAAUGACAGACAAAAGACAAAAGGCAUAAAGGUAAGGAAAAGGCGAUGAAUUCUAACAAAAAUUAAUAAAUUAUAAGAAUAUCAAAAUAAAUUAUAACAAACAAACAAAAUCAAAUGAUGGCAGAGCUAUGUACAGUAAUAUUAUUGUAUUUAUCAUAGUUGGGCUAAAAGUGCAAACCGAAACGGAAAAAAUGAAAAUGAAAAGCAAAGAUAAAGCCAAAAAUUUAAAUGAAUAGGAAUGCUGUCAGCUUACAGAGAAACGAGGUGAUACUUGUUGCAUUUCAAAUUUCAAAACUAAGGGAGUUAAAGAAUUUUAGGACCUUGGAAACUGAUAGAGAAGUUUCUUAUAUAAGUCCUGCAAUGGGCUAAAUAUAAGAGCUCCAGUCUCCUAGUGUCAUAAGAAUGCAGUUGUUAAUCAUAACUAUAACAAAAUUCUCAAAUCUGAUUGGCUAUCAACUGUCCUUAUUUCAGCACUAAUAGGACAGUGUAACAGGACAGUACUCAUCAUGCAUAAGUAAUUGGACAGUACGCGCCAUAGCACACGUGCACUUAAAUGGCUUUUUUUCACUGCCAGCAAAAAAGAACUCCAGGAAUUUCUUGUGUUUUAAUUUAAAAAAACCUAAUAUAUCACAAAUUUAGUUAUAUUUAUGAUUAAUUGGUAAGAGAACUUUGUGUCCUCUAAUUCAGUGUCUAUUUAAACUUAAACAAAAAUCCGGACUCCGAUUUUGUUAAUCACUGGCAUGAUCUUCUCAGUCCUAUUACCAUUAUGUAUACCCCCAGAAGAUGACUGAAUUUGAUAUUUAACCUGGAAAAGGCCCUAAAUAAUCCACAUACAAAUUCCACACAGUUGGGAGAAUUUGAUAAAAAAUCAAAGCAUUUUCCAUUUGGUGAUAAUUUUGAUUCUCUUAAUCUUUUUUAUUGAUUCAGUAUAAUGUUGUUAAUAGGAGGAAAAUAUUGUUGUUCACUAAAUCUAAAUCUAAAUGUCUGAUCUGCAAAGGGCACUACAGCCCAUCUUUAGCCCAUCUUCAGCCCAUUUUCAACUUAAGGAUUAACCAACUAUUGAUCCCACAUCUAGUAUCUCCUUGUUUAACUUGCAAACUUAAAGAGACACUUAUCAAAGUAAUAUGGAAGAAAAACAAGGAGUUUGACAGAAGUCAUGUAAACUAGAUAUUCGGCAACAAUGCUUUGGUUAUGGAGAUAAUAUCAUGCAAAAAUGCAGAUUAAAUGUUUAUCAGUGUAAAAUCCUUGUAAUUAUAGUAGACAACAGUGCCAUGAUGAUAUGCAGUUGUGAACAAUGCUUAAUUUUCUUUUCUUUUUAACUUCUACAGCUAUUGAGCCUGAUGAUCUGUCAUCAGUCCAUCUGAGCACAAUACCUCAAAAGGACCGUCAAUAUGCUAUGCUGAGCAAAAGAAAGAAACGGCGUCCUGCCAAUAAGAAGACUAAACAUACAGCUGCAGUACCCUCUCAUCGACAAGCAACUACUCUGUCUGGUAGCUCCUCAGUAGAUGCCCUAACUCCUAAGUUUGUGGAACGCUCUUCCUCAGUGGAUGCUCUAACUCCUAAAUUUACCACAUACAGUUCUUUAACAGAUGUUUUGACUCCAAAAUUUAAUGCACAUAAUUCAUCAGUGGAUUCAUUGACUCCACAAUUUGCCACAUGUAGUUCUUCAGUUGAUGCAUUGACUCCCACAUCUGUGGAUCACAGUUCUUCUGUGGUUAUGUCAACUCAAAAUACUGCCAAAUACAGUUCAUCAGCUGAAACUUCGACUCCCAAAUUUUCCACAAAUAGUUUUGAAAUGAAUGCAGUAACUUCUAAAUCCGUUGAACACAGUUCUUCAAUUGCUACAACAACUCCAAAAUCCACUGUACACAGUUCCUCAGUGGAUGCAUUGACUCCUGCUUUUGCAGCGUGCUCUUUGAGUAGUACACCUCCACACAAGGCAAAACAACCGGGCUCAAGUCCAUCAAGAUAUGCAAUGCAGUCUACAGUUACCAGCAAUUUUUAUCCAAACAAGGACAGUGAGGAAAGGUCUGGAGCUGAAUCUUCAGGCUAUCACAGUUCAUCAAGCUUGUCUGCCAGUUCUGACUCGGAGUACUCAGACAGUGAAGCAGGGCAGAAUGCGAGGCUAAGGUAAUUAAUAUUUAUUUUACCGCAUCUACACAGAAAAAAUAGAUAACCUUAUGGGACAAAAAAAGGCUAAACCUGCUAAAAAUCUACCAAAACUUUUUUUAAAACAUAUUGGAAACACAUAUUUUCCACUUGUUUUGGUCUUAGUUGUUCACAGAGACAUGUAAUUGUAUCCAAACUGAAAAAUGUGUGGAUGAUUUGUGGCUUUUCAGUGACUGAGAUAUAGUUACUUUCUCAAAUUCAAGGUAAUAUUUAGAAUAGCUGGGACCUUAUCAUAGACUGUUUUUCUAUGUGUAUGGGAAGGCGUACAUAUUUGCCAUGUGGUCAAAUAAAGAGAAACCAGGCCCCAGGUGUUCAAAAAGUGGAAAGCGCUAUCCACCAGAUAAAUCGCUAUCCAGUGGAUGGUGCCAUGGGUUUCCCUAAUACCUAUCUAUGAGAUGAUGAUUUAUCCGAUGGAUUGUGCUAUCCAACAUUUGAACAACCUGGGCCAGAUGUGAUAGUGGCAUUACCGUUCUACCAAAUACCUAUCCAUGUCUAAGUGUUAAGAGGGAAUCUACCCAUUUACCGCUAAUACCCGUCCGUAGCUGUAAACGGAAACAGAAUAUCUUGAGGCCUCUGUUUCAUGCACAUUACAAUCAUGAUAAUUUCUUUUGUGUACUCUUAAAAAUAUUAUUAAUAAUCUUGAUAAUUAAUUUAAUUCAUUAAAAUGGUUUUGUUCUGGUCAGGGAGGUGUACUUUAUCCACAGAGCAGAGCUGAUGUCAGUGCUUAUUUCUUUCAGGUCUAUUAUGUCAAAGAUCAGGCUUAAUGUGCUUCUGUGUCUUCAGGCUGUUGUUAAAGUAAGUACCAUUUAUCUUCACAUGGGUACCAGGGAUAGUCAAACUCUCACUUUAUUACAUGGUAUGCAGGUGGGCAAGAUGAAGCAAAUCAUGUCUUCUGAUUAUUUGUUUGUUAAGAAGGCAAGUUGGGCUUCUCUUGCUCACUUGGAAAUGUAUGCUUCAUUCCUGUAAGAAUAAAACUUCCUUUUUGCUAUUCAUGUAUAAUACUUCCUUUGGGCCUCCCUGUUUUUAUGUAUACAGGCCUUUAGGUCAAUGUAAUAUUAUUGUCCAAUGCUUUCUUAGUCAUUAUGAUGUCCAACAUUAAUCAGUAUGAAUAAAGAAUCAAUCAUUUUCCAGUUAAUGACAAUCAUAUUUAAUUGUUGUCAUGACUUGUGCAUUUAGAGAACAGACAAGAAAGUGUUGUUUGGUUACUGGUCUUCAUUUGUUCCUGAUAACACUGUGUCUUCCUCUUGGUCACUUUUUACUACAAUCCUCAAGGAUCCUACUCCAAAGGUUAGUGUUGUUUAAUUAUUACCUUGUUGCUGAGUAGUCUAGGCAUUCUUUGAGUUCCCUGUAACUACAGGAUGGAACCUGCCGGGUACUUUGAUGACAACAUGCUCUGCAACAUGGCAUUGAAACAGCGACAAAAGUCUGGAUGGAAUGGUGAAAAAUGAAAUAAAGAUGGGUUAAAUACUGACGUUGCCUGCGAACGGCAGACGUUUCUUCUCGCUCAUCGCUGCUGAGGGACGUUUGGCAAGGAGGAACGUCUGCAACUCAGCGACAGAAAUUCCAUACUGAUGACGUAAAUCAAUGUUUACAUAAUAAAUCCGGUAGUCAUGGGGUUCCAAAUGCAAAUUUGUUCAAUUUUACUUUUCUCCUGGUCGAUUUUGGAAAAGUGUUGUGUUUAUCUGCUAAUGAGCUCCAGUAAAACUCAAAUGCUUCUUCUGGAGAAGACUAUACUCCACAAAUAUUGACUGUUUUGUUAGAGAUUCAUCGCAUUUACAUUUGACCUUUGUGGCCUUUUGUCUGUCAUUUGUAAACAGUAGCUAGAACAAUGAAACUACUCUGUCAACCAAUUAGCGCUUCUGACCGGAUCUGGGACAGAUUUUGCGUCAUCAGUAUGGAAUUUCUGUCGCUGAGUCGCAGACUUUCCUCCUCGCGUGACGUCCCUCAGCAGCGAUAUGCGAGGAGAAACGUCUGCUGUUCACAGGCUAAUACUGACAGGGACAUGACCUAAUCUUCAAAGUGCGAAACAACAGGGACAAAUGUACCCCUCCCCCACCCCCAAGAGAGCCUCUCUUAAGUGGCUGUUUGACCAGUGUGAUAUACAUUGUUGGGGUUAGCCCUGUAGCAGUGACCAGCAAAUUUCAGCCUUCUCAUUCUAAUGAGGUCUGAUAUUCUAGACAGGUUUCCACAGAGCUCAGUGUUUGUAAUUGUUUUGCCUCUGACUCUUUGUUUGUUUAUGUGCAAUAUCCCUCAGGGUCGGGCUGGUGGUGUAGCAGUGCUGAUGGACUUGUUAGAUGGUUCAAGACAGUUCUUGGUUGCUGCUGAAGACAGGUGAGGAUAAAGAAAUUGAAGAGGCCCUGUCAGUGUAAAGUUCUGACAAGACACAUGGCCUUGAAACAAUGACAUAAAACAGAUGAAAUGGUGACAGACUACAUAAAGAUCGGUUAAAGAUUGUGAGGGACAUGGUUUACUCCUCAAAAUGUAAAGCGACGGUAUUUGAAAUUCAGACAAGGAACAUUCAUGACUCCCACCCCCUCAAUCUGCACCCCCAAGAGGCCCUCAUUAAUAGUAUUGUUAUGAAGGCCAACAUCUUAUAUGAUAUGGCAGAGAUGCUUUCACGCUUAGAGUUUAUGUACUGUACUGUUCACCAGUAUGAUAAUUAGCAAACAGCUGUUCUUUCUAAAUGCUUAAAUGGUCAAAUUUUUAGAUCCUUAUCCUGUCGUGAGCAGUCUAACCACUUCAACUGAUAAUGUAAUAAACACCAUCACAAGAAUCAACUGUUUUAGGCUAUGUUUUUUUUUUUUUUUUUUCUUGAAAUUUUUCUUUGCGACUCGCUCUCUCUUUCGCGAAGAAAAAUUUCAAGAAAAACGUCUGGGACCAGGUUAACACAUGCCUUCUUUGCUCUCCGUUUCAUCUCUUUUUUUAACCCUUUCCCUUGCCAGCAUCAGGGGCACCCAACGAGAAUAUAGUUCAAAACCACUUAAAGAUAGCUUGUUAAACGUAUUUUAGUAUUUAAACGGUAGAUAUAGGCAUAUUUUUAUCCCCUAAAAAUUUUUCAUCUGUUCGGAUUUCCUAGCUGAAAGUCUAGUGAUCCGAAAAUUAUAGGGAUCAAAACUUACCUUUUCGAAAGUUUUAGCCAGAAAAAAGACUCCCAAAAAUUCUAGGUGACCUUUUUAGGGUAAAAAUCCGUUAAAAAUAGGCAAUUAUACCAAUUUUUAGAUGUCCGAAAAUCCUAGGAGAGGCAGGCAAACAAGAAAUUUUACAACAAAUGUUCCGAAAAUUCUAGAUCUCAAAUCGUCUCCCGAACAGAUAUUUUUCCGAAAAUUGUCGUUGGGUGCCCCUGCAGCAUGAAACCCAUUAUUUCUAUCAGCCUCCCUACUUAGGUUACAGAAAUUCUUCAGACUUAUCUGCCUUGUUUAAACCUCUGAUCAUGUAUAUUUUAGCAACGCUUCUCAUUUUCCGUUCAUUCAAAGAGUUUUCUCUUGUCACAGAGAUCAACAUAGCUCCUCGCCAUCAGCUCGUCCUUUCACAUCGUUUUCGGUAAAGUUGAGCGGAAUUGUUCAUGAGCUUCAUAGAUGCCUCUUACAAGCAUUGAUGGCUGAAACCCAUGCUACAACUAAGGCUCAGAUACUCAAGGUAAAACAAGUUGAAUAGGUUUACUCUCACCCCUAGUUAUGGCCUAAGUCAAAUUUUUCUGGUUAAGUCCUAAAAGUUACAUGGAACUUCGUGAAAGUUCAACCAAAGAGGUUUCUUUUAAACGGUAACACUUUUGGAUUUCGUUCGUGGAUUUUAAAGUUAGCAAGACAAGUCGUCUCAUCUGCAAUCUUGGACACCAUAAAGUGGAACAGAAAACCCCCAUCCCCCCAAAUCAAGAACGAAGCCGCGCGAACACGUGUCAACCUGCGGCCGAUGAAAUGAAGCUCCCCGUCCCAAUCGAGAAACAACCUCUGGUACCCAGGGUAUGGGGUAUAGGUUUUCCAUUUAUGUUGUCCAUGAGUGUGGGUCUAGACGUGAAAGGGUUAAAGUGGUUUUCGGUUUAGGCAAAGUGGGCCAGUUAUUUCGCAGUUACAAGCAAUAUAAGGGAAACAUAAGCACAUUUUUGCAAGUGUAGCCAUAUUUGUACAAAUCCACCAUGUGGCUCCAUUCAAGUGACAGUAAGAGUGACUUUGCAGGCCUCUUUGACAAAGGCAAUUUCCCUCUUGUACAAAAUCUACAGGACAAUUUGUUUGAUGUGACUUUGAACUCCCUUAGCAAUGAAAGAGAGAAUGGUCGCAUCCUCGAACUCUUCUCAACAUUUGAUUCUAGAGGUGAAGUCAGACAAGAAUAAUAAGACUACUCAGAGGAAACUUAAGUAGUACGCUAGUAGCAGUAUAAAUGAAGAAAGAAAGAGAAAAAGUCUUCAAUUAAUUAAUUUUAAUUUUAUCAGUAAGUAUUUAACAAGCAAUAUAAAUGAAUAAACCAAAGGAAAAGUAAUUAAUUAAUAGUUCAUGUCAUCAGUAAGUAUUUAACUAGGCUGUUGUCAAAUUCCAUUACAGUGUCUGUCCAUUCUGGUUCUUAAUUCGCCAUAUAACAGACUCAAAACAGGUCUUUUGAGUAAGGUUGUUCUGCAGCUGAGACCUCUUCUUGCAAUCAAAGGUAAGUUAAGACUGCAAAAAUACCCGGGGGGGUACUCACCAAAGCUUUAUACGGGAGGCUCUGCCCCGAGGUCCGACCACUUACCCUAACUUAUAUACCAUUUUCAUGAUGGAAAAGGUACCUCUUCGUAUACUUUUAAUUGACAAAUGGUACGGACUACCCCUUUUGCGUACCUUUUUUCAUCCUUUUUAACCGCUGCAAAAGCACUGUCUUUUCAAUAUGAAUAAAUCACAAAACCAGAACGUUUCUCGACUUUCUUACAGCCAUAAAAUGCAUCUUGUAGAACCUUUGGGUCUUUUUACACACGGAAAUGACAGAUUUCCCCACCCUUUUCAUAUACUUCAACUAAUGAAUUCCCUUCUUUUUCAUAUAUCUGAAGCCCUAAAAAGGUACCCCUCCGGGUGGAGCCUCCCCGUAUAGACCAUUGCAGGAAAUUCCCCGCUAGGGACAAAAAUACCUCUUACUAAUGAGUAUACUGUCUUGUCAGUUUUUGAGGGCCACAAGUUUAUUAGUUGUCUAACCCUUUGGUGUUACCCUCUAUAAAUAAAGUUUUAUUGAUUGAUUGAUUGAUUGAUUGAUUGAACCUGCCCUCGCCCUGUGUGUUGAUGAGAAUUAGAGCGAUUAGUAAUUCGGCUUCAAGUACCAAAUAAAUUCUUCGUGACAUUUUCUCUGUUCCUAUUCAGAUCCAAACCUACAAACAGCUGUGCUUUCCUGUUUAAGGAUGGUGGUGUGUGUUCAUACGCCCCUCCCGGAAGUAGUUGAAUUAAUGAGGCCAUCCUCAACAGAAGUCAAUACAGGGAACAUGAAUUUGACCCCACCCGGCCAAACAAGUAGCAACUCUGUUGCCGAGGUGAUUCCAGGGUUGCAAGUGGCUUUUGAUUCACCGUGGCUUAUACGCUGGUGCACUCACUGUGCCAAUAGACGGGAUAACUCACUGGUGGUGCGUCUAGAGGCCAUGCAGUUCUUAGCUUCGUUCUUGAAGAGCUAUGUUUUCUUAGCCAGGUAUGUGUGUGCUGGUGUGACGUCUUGUAAUCCUCAAAUUGCCUUACGUUCAGUCGAGUUUGGAAAAUCUGCCUCUAAGUCGUGGUUUUGUGAGCAAAAUUAUCAAGGCCAACCGCAACCUCGGUAACUCAUUUGCAAGACCUCUGAUCUGCUGAACGGUAGGUUGUUAGUUCAAACCCCGGUCAGAACACUAACCAGGGUCUUAACUAGGGAGGUUAAGCAAGGGCGACGGCAACAAGAACGGUGAAAAUUCAAUAGGUUUAAAUCAGCAAAACAGCAAUUUUGCACCUGCAUUACGCUUUUGUACAUUUCUCUGCCGUCGUUGGACGAUCACGACCCGAAACUGCCUUAUUUCACGUUUUCUGAAGGACUUGAACGAAGGUAAAGAUUUCCUAAUUCUUUUUGUUAAACGGAGAUACAGUCCGUUAGAAUUCAAAUCCACAAACAUUCGGCAACAUUUGACAAAUUGAACGCCAUGGAAGAAGAGCAAUUAAUUUUAAAACAGCAUGAAGUACUUUUUAAGAGACGUUUUCGCCAUCGUCGUUGUUUUCACUCUGUCGGUAGCUCAAGAAAUAAAGGCAAAGCAAUGUACUGUUUAGUAGUUGGAAUGGUAAACACUUUAAUAUUUUAAUCUCACACAAGCAAACGUCCUUCUACAAAAGACCUGUUCGCAGGUUAUGUUAUUCACUUUUCCUUUUUCAGUUCCAGCGUAGAAUGCCUAACAAGCCUGGCGUGUUCAUUUUUGAAGGAUGGCGAAGCAUCAUUUACAUUGCCAGCAUUAAAGGUUCAAGCUUUUUUUGUUUAUUUUAUUUAGCUGUGUUGUAAUCUCACCCAGCCGGCAUGACCACCCCACCCCACCCCCCUCCUCCUUCUUCAUCUCCCCUAUUAUUAGGCUCUAUAACGUAAGAUUGCAGUGAUUGUGAAAAAUCAUAGUCCUUUCUAAAUAGCAACAGGAUGAGCUCAGUCGGUGGGUUCGAUUCCCGGGGCCGGACCAAUACACGGGUCUUAAAAUAACUGAGAAAUUAAAGUACUACCUUCGGCUAGAUCCUCCCCUGAUUCGGAUGGCCACGUCAAAUGGCGGUCCUGUCUCCAGUAGGAGACCUAAAAAUAGUGUCCCCAAUCAGUACUUUCGUGCUUUUAAGAAGGAAAUAUAAUACAUUGACACUCGAAUUAAGUGUAUUUCCCCCUUAUUUAUUCGAGGGAGGCAUGCCUCCUUUUAUGCUUUUGAUUAUUUCACUGUGCUUUUCCAGGUAUUAGAGGAGCUGGCGCGAGCUAUGAAUGGCGAGAUUUCAAAAACUUCGUCUGGCAGAAGUGAGAUUUCAAAGGAUCAGGUUCGUUUAGAUAGGACACUUACUUUUGUAUUUGCACGGCUAUUAUUCCUCUCCUAUAAUCUGGAUCGAUCACCUUAGGAAGAUGAGAUUAUAAGAUUCUUAUUUUUCUUCUGACUUUCUCUUUAUUCUCGAUGCUGUCCUGUAAUCCUAAGCUAUAAGCCAUAGGUGAAAAUUUAUAUAACUGUCGCCAGUGUGAGUACCAGCGGGGAAAUUUUCGAGGAUUUUGAGGAGAAUUAAUUUUCGUAUAAUUUGGUGAGAUGGCGGCGCAAUCUCGUCUGUGUUUUUGCUUCUUAACGACACAGUUAUACGUACUUACAAAUGUGUUUAGGCGCUGCGAAAAUUAAAAAUUAAAUGUGGAAAUAACAAAUAUAUGUUGCAGUUAAUUUUUCAUUUCAGUUAAUUUUUAUUUCUCCUCUGUUUCAAAUUCAUUAGCUUACAUUACCAUACCCAAAAACAAUAGAAAAAUAACAAUUAACUGAGAUAAGAAAUUAACUACAACUUCUAUAUAUAUUAUUGCGUGAAAGUACUUUUCUGAUGUUUUUCUUGAAUGGUCAUAUCGAAGGGUUCCGCUUACAGACUCAAAACGUGCAAGCAAGUUACAUGUUUUGAUGAUUUACUUUUUAAACUUAUUAUUAUUGUUCUCGAUCCCCUGUUUUUACCUUUGUUGUCUUGGUUAGGUAUUUCAGUUUUGGCAGAAAUUAUUAGAUGGACCGCUGACCAAGAUCUUACAGGAUGGCAGUCCCGUAUCAGGCUCAGCAUGCAGUGCUGCUCUUGACUGUUUAUCGAACAUUGGAGGUGUAAUCUUUAACGAACUCCCUGUAAGUCCUGAAAAAUAUAGCCUGCGUAGCUCGAGGCUUAGAUUGGCGGGGGGAAGGGGGAGGGGGAGAGGGAGGGAAAUGGAGCGUAGCGGGAGCGAGCGACGAAGCCACAAGGAGAAUGCCGCUCAUGGGCGUGCUCGCCAGACAAAACCGCCAGCUUCACAAGCUAUAGGAAAUAAAAGUCUGCCACUGUUUAAUCGGCACUUUUCGGGGCGGGGAGCGAUAAGAAACAGUUAUAUUGUCCUCUCAAGAUGCUACAUUUUGUCUUAUUUUGUGAAAAUAAAAAAGUUAAAAAUGUCCAAGGUAGCAUAGAAAGUUAUGAAAAAGUCACAACUUUUUUUUACCAGUGACUGGGCAUUUGUUUCAUGCAAUUAUCAUAACAACGUCGGACAUUUACUGCUGAUCCGUCUUGACAUGACUGCUAUAAAAGCAGGUCUAGGGCCGCCUUAAUUGUUUUAUUGUUCAUUAAUCGUGCUAGUAGUUGCAGUUAUCAAUCGCUUAUUUGUUUGUCUUUCUUGCAGUUAAACAGGCGUGUGCUGUGCAUCACUCUUCUCCUUGGCCUGUCAAAUGACGAGGACAAGAACGUCAAGGUGAAUAACGGCCAGUUUUAGUCAGGGUUUCACUUUAGAGUCACUACAAUAAAAACCCGCGAGGAAGAACCUGAAUUUUCCCAUGUUAGCCUUCACUGAUUCCUACAGAAAUUGUAAUUAGCGCAAAUUUAGGCUAGUUAGGUUCUCAAAAAGGUCCCUAUUUUCUAAAGGGAAAAAAAAACGUUAUAGCUAAGAGUAUUUAGAGGUAUUCAGCUUAUUCCGUAUAUAAAAUCUGCAUACCAUCACUUUGCAGUUGAAAUGAUAAGACACCUCUCUUAAGAGAGGAUCCUGAAUGUUGAAUUUUCUUAUUUGCCCAAGUGUACAGAAUUUUUUAAAUAGAUUGUAGAAAAUAGAACCUGUUUCAAAUUUUAGGCUAAUUAGGGUCUUGUAUAGAGGGGGCCUAACUGACAAAUUUUAGCCUAACAGGUUCUUACCCGCGGGUUUGUACUAUACACGAAGUCACCAAAGACGCAUCCUCGUACUCCCAGUGGCAAAUAACUGGAACGAGAUUUUUACUGGCGACAUCGCCACAAGAAGAACGGAGAAGAGAGAGACCAUAUGUGUCUGACCUCCCAGGAAAUUUUCACAAUUAUUUUUUUUCGUUUUAUUCUGUUUUUACUUUGACCUGGGAUCAGGCACCCUGGUGGGAAAAAGGGAAAAAAUAGGCGAGCGAAGAGAGUCGACCGCGUGCUAGCUCACACUUCCCCUCUUUCGCUUUAUUUCUAUUACCGUCUCCACGCGAUUUUUAGCUCCCUUCCCCAUUUCUAUUUUAGAACUUAUAGUGACCCUAUUUUUCUGCUUGCUCUUUACUCCAGGCAUCUUCAGUCCGUGCCCUGGGUGUGUUUGUUCUGUAUCAGUGUCUACGGGAAGAUGUACUUUUUGUCGCAGAUACUGCUAAUACGGUGUUAAGUGCCAUGACAGACCCCAAACUCCUGGUCAGAAUGAGGGCGGCCUGGUCUCUAGCCAAUCUCAGUGACUCCUUGGUAACCAAUAUGUAAGUCAUGUAGGAGUGGCUUUGUAAGUACCCUCCCACGCAGACGUUCUUUUGGCUCGUCAUGCAAUCCUCCCCAACGACGGAAAGAACGCGUGACGAAACCCUAAGAAGGUCUGCUUAGGAGGCUAGUUUGUAAGUUGUCACAUCUUUAUGCAACGGGCGGCCAGGAGCCUAUAACCUGAUAGUAACCUUCAUACUUGGCCUUUGUCAUUGUAGACCAGUCUAUUUUUAGAUACAUAUGAAGAGAACUUUUUCCCGCGAAAAUGGAACCUUUGUUCUACGCGUGUGUCCAUCCGAAACAUAAAAUAUAAAAAAGUCAAAGGAUAUGUACCUUUGUUUGUGGACUUUGCUAUAGCCUAGACUCGCGCCACAAUCGAUCUAAAAGUAUACAGCUAUUUCGAGAAAGGUUGUCGGAUAAAGUGCACGCGACAACACCGAAAGGUAUUGUGGGUAGUUUUGAGUUCACUGUUUUUCAGAGAAAUCUGAAAGAAUGGCAGAAGAGGCUGUGGACAUAUGUCUGCGAGUGCUAAAGGAAAGCAACAAAAGUAGGUUCGACAUCUACGGUGUCAGGAACAGUGUAUUGAACAUAUCCAAUAUUACCUUUCGGGAUUGUCGCGUGCACUUUUUUUCCGACAACCUUUCUCGAAAUAGCUGUAUACUUGUCUGAGACAACUAUUCGUAUUUGAUGGAGUCUUCCACCCAUUUUAAUCCGACAUAGGAAAACAGCCCUCUUUAUUAAAUGGCGGGUUAAGGUGACUUACAUGAAUGUUCAAACAAGGGAAGUAGGUCUCUGCUUAUUUCAAAUGUGAAGUGCCCCUAAAAAAAACGACCUCAUUCCCAAGAAAACAAUAAUGCUAUGGAAUCACUUUUGUUGUGUGGACCAGAUUUUACAUCGAUAAAAGACUUGUUUAGCUAGUAUUAAGGUUUAAAACUCGAUUCGCAAUUAAUAAAACUGAAAAAAGUCACCUAAGAUACUGUCAAAUAGUCUCUUGACUAAAAUGAAGAUUAAUUGAAAGGUUAUUUCACAUGGCUGUGUAAUGAUCAGUAAUCUCCGUAGAGACCGUAAAACUCUAGAGGCUUCUCUUUUGGGGUGCAUACUGGUUUCGUGGGUGUGCCAAAGGUGUUGAUCUUGGCUCCAUCUUUAGAAGGAUAGAUCACUACCCCGUCGUACGAUGACAUGGAAGGAUCUUCAUCAAAGUAGUUGAAAGGCUUAAGCUGAAAGCUGGCUACGCUUCCUGGUGUUGCUGUGUUUGGGAUAUCCUCUGAGUGUGGAAUGUGCAUUGUGCCCAUGGUUACCCAGGCAACCAUGUCCACGUUAUCGAUAUUUUCGCCAUUCACAUAUUUUUGAAAGUCCACCACGGGGUCGACCAUGUCUUGCUGGUUGUAAAGGGAAGAACUCUUUUCCUCGGUCUCCUUUCUUAGUGUCACGUGCAAUUGAUUGAGAGACCAUCCUGCGCCCUUCACUACCGGCCAGCUUGCCGGAUACAUCUGCUUUAUCAUGUCGCGGAUGUGCAAGCGGUAGCCGCGGUGGACGCCAAAUGUGUUCUUUUCGUUCUUGUUGAUGAAGUUCAUCAAGGUGGGAGUGUUGAAGUUGUAAUGAUACACUGCGUCGUCCUCUGUGGUGUGCAGUUUACGGUGGAUGAUUUUCUGCAUGUGAUAAUCGUUCGGGAACCACGGAUUGGUGAAGUUUUGGAGUCCGACUUGGUAAGUUUCGUACGAGUUUUCUGUACCGAGGAUGUCGAUGUCCACUUUGUAGUUGAAGAUGUGGUCGUGCAUGCUUCCUGCCAACUGGUAGUGGACCUGGUUUGAGUAAGGCUCUUCGUCUACAGUGUAGAAAGUGGCUUGAGGAUAUCCGCUGGCGGAGCAUCGUACCUCCAGGACACCGUUGGGAUAGAAGAUGUAAUCCAUCACGUAGUCGUAGUUGUAGGUUGUGGCAGCUGUACGGAGGAUAAGCGCGCUACCGGGCAUUCCCCCGUAGAAGUUAUAACCGCCGUUAAAGUUCGUAUCGUAGUGCCUACGCAAGGGGACACCCAUGUCUUGUUCAAACAAGCAGAUUGCUUUCUUGUACUUGGCUGGGUAACCUCGUCCAACAAAGUGCAGGACGUCAAAGAAAGUUGCCGUGUCAGGGCAGUCGACCCCACGCAGGAGUUCAAAGGUCAUGGAUCCCAUGUUCCAGGCAGCAUCAAGGUAAUUCGUGAACAGCGGUUUAGGGGACCACCCUGAGUAGAAUGCCUCAGCUUCUUGCACACUCAAUUCGUAAACGAUCCUGUCACCCUUGAAUUUGAUGUCAAAAAUCUGGAUACCGGAAGAGGUGCGUGACCGGAAGUCGAAACUCCAACCCAUGUACUCCACGUGGUGACCGCUGACUGAGUAUCGUUUGCCGUCCGGCUCGUAGACUCGUGGGUUUCUCAGGGGCUUUUUUGGUUGAGGGUCCCCGCGGCGCUCAUAAGUGGAGAACAGACCCUUAUCCUUGGCAGCUGGAAAAUGCAUCUUAGAUCCAGCAUCGUAAGCGGUCAUGAGUUCUUCUACAGUGUCAUAAGUCUUGUUGUUGUAAUAAAUUUUUUCCACUCGCCACUGUGUCGGAUCGUUUCCGCCAGUAUCCAGUAAAACUUCAAACCCGACCGGUUGAAUGUAAAAUCCUAUCAUGUCUCUCAUCAUCCACGUCCACUGUUUACGCUGAUUCGCCUUGAACGUACUCGGAGCUGAUAGCCCCCACGUCAAGCAGCGAUCUUUGCAGCCCCAGAAUGUGAACCCGUCGUAGCUUUCGUUUAGCAAGCGGAAAGCGUGUUUGGUGACGUUUUUUAUCAUUUUCUCCAUGAUCGCCAGCUCCUUAGUGUCCGCGAAUCGCGUGUUGAACGGAAUUGGGUAUUUACCGGGCCCGGUUGACUCUCGAUGGCUCGUAGGUUUUCCAGCAGGUUUCACCAAAUAUUCUCUCACAUCAGGGUUAGCUUUUCCACCGCUGUAGAUUACAACACGAGCGGUACGCUCAGGCUUGUCUCCGUUCUUGUCGAGGAACUCCAGCGCUGCAGCUUUGGGAGGUUGCUGUAGCUCUAUCAAAUAAAUGUAGUUGUCGUUGAUCUUGGCCUCAUCAAAAGGAGUGACAUUUAGCGACGACUGACUAAGAAUGUAAUCACGGACAGCGAUGAUUUCCUCCUUAGAUAAAUCGUUGUAUAGCCCUGCCGAGCGUGUAGCUUCUUUCGAAGGUGUCAGAUACGUCUCGGGGCAGAACCCACCACUUUGUGAGCCGCCACCACCAUUUUUCAAGGGUUCGCUCUUAUUUUCCCUUGUGGCCACGACUAUCAAUGCGAUGAGCAGAGCGAGGGACAGAACAGCAAGAAGAAAGACAAGGAUUUUCAAAAUGAAAUUAGUUCUGUCUGCGCCUUUUCCAGCCAUCUUCGCGAACGGCACAGCUUUUACGAUGCUCGAUCACACCCUUGCGUUCAAGGUGCGUGAUACGAAACUUAUCGCGAUAAACACCCACUGCUGGGUAUCCUAGAAUGAUCUUCAAAGGUGUCAGAAGAAACAACAGAUUUAAUGUUGACAUAAAAAACUCGGCAAAAUCCCUAUUUACAUCUAUGCCUUUUUUCACCUCUUCCUGUUUUUAACCUGAAACUGGACCCAAAGAACUUUAUAAAAUGUACGAAAAUAAUAACUACGCUUUGAAGUAACAACCACGAUAUUUGUAGUCAGCUGAAAAUGACACUAGGUACUCAAGAGUAGUUUGUAGUUGUUUCUCAUCAGAACUUAGCGUUACUUAAGAUAAGAAUGAAAGUCUCCACAUUUCGUCAAUUAAAGUUGAUACUUGCUCAGCCUACGGUUGCCUAAAUAUCGGAAAACUCUAGUCGCUUUUAUCUUGGCUGUUUUGUUAUUAUAGCUUAUUUGUCUUGGUUGAAGCAGGAAGCUGGGUGCCGUUAGUUCUCAUUAAAGUGUUGUCAUAAGUCCAGCGUUAGAUAGGCGUGACCACUGAAAUCAAAACUACGAAAAAUAAAUAAAGUUGCAAGGAACUGUCACGGUAAAUUUCGACAGGCGACGUGAUAAAGUGCGUAGAGGAUGCAAAAGCUAAACAGUCCUUUAAAGCUAACUUUGUCUUCUGUGUCAAUUGACUAAACGUUUUGAAGGGUCAAUAACAACAUCUUUAUCAGAAGCUUUUGGAAACUAAAACUUCGAGACAUGUCUACGUUUGCACGCAGCUGCGAAAAUUAAGACGCAAGCACACGAAAAAUCGCACGUUUUGCAGCUCGUGCUUGCAAACCUGACAUAAAUGAUUAAUUUUAGAGAAAUGUUAAGAUAGUUGCGUUUACUAUUUACAGAUCUCCAAAGAAUUGAUCGAGAUUCCUCUUAAAGUCAGAAACAGUGAAAGUAUUCGCAGUUUUAGAAACGCUGUUUUACAUCUUUUAGCAAAAUUUUGAUAAGAACAGUGAGACUUCUAUUGUCUAUUUAACGUACUUAGUGUUUUUAUUGUUUUUGUGGAUGGCGACUUCCUGUCUAAAGAUUUUAAUUAUUAUUGUUAUUACUAUAAAGAAUUUUAUACAUCCCUGUCAAUGUCCAAGUUUCCACUAAAAACUAUAAACGCCUCUUUCGUGACUGGUUUUGGAACAGGGAAAAAAAAUACUAAUAUUUAUCCGGAAACAAGUUUAAGUUGUUCAAGGGGGAUUUGGGUGCAUCCAUUCUGUUAACAUUUACGGAGCAAAAACUGUCUGACGAUUGAAGUGACUUGACCCUAGUAGUUUAUAGUUUUUUUUUUGGCCAAUUAUAGACCCCAUCUGGGUCACUUUUUGGAAAAUGUAACAAACCACAAAAAUUCGAUCCCGCAACCGGAAAAGAAAACUUUUAGUCAACUCUCUAUUUAUGCAUCCAUUGACCUUAUUUUCAAUGUGGUUUCAAGCGGCGGAAAAAAAUUGCGGUCAGUGCGAGCUUAUAGUUAAAUGGAAAAAAAGACAACAACUUUCUGAUUUUAUUAAAAAAAAAUCUUCCCAUUUUGAAUCCUCCCACCCCUCCCCCAAAAUCCUAAAAUUUGCGCCCCCCAUUCUAGUAAAGUUUCUAUUGAAAAUGAGACCUUAUUAUAGUCAGAUACCAGUCUUCUUCAUCCGACCCCCAUCGAGGGCUUUUUCCCCAUUCCCCUUUUGGAGGAUGAGACAGAUAAAAGACCGGAAAGUGCUUGGAUGCGGGUCCAAGUUUCCAAUAAAAACUAUAAACGUUUCUUUCUGAUGACUGGUUUUGGAACAGGUAAAAAAAACUACUAAUAAUUAUCCGGAAAAAAGUUUAAGUUGUUCGAAGGGAAAAUUUGGCGUUUGCAUCCAUUCUGUUUAACAUUUGACGGGGCUGAAAAACUGUCUGAUGAUUCCAAAAGUGACUUGACCCUAUUAGUUUGAUUGCCGAUUGGCAAAGUUUUUUUUGAAAAUGGGGUCGGAAAUGACCGAAAAAUUUUGGAAGGUAAACAAAAAAAUUUGCCAAGUGCGACUCAUGCCAUAAAAUACUUGUAACCCUUAAGUACUCUCAAAUUUCAGAGACAGAAAAAAAUGCCUGUUGACAAGUCUCUGUGGUGUAACCUUUCAUUCGACUGAUUCGAAUUCUCUUCACCAAUUGUUCACGUUUUUCGUUACUGCACAAACUUGGUUUUGGAAUUCCCGUGAAUUGUUGUUUACAUCUAUCUUGAGAGUGAAAAUGUUGAACUGAUUGUGAAGUCCUUAGUAGCCAAUAUUCACAUCUAGAGCGCCCACCGAAUGGGAAUUUCUCGUUGAUUGGUUUUCUUUCAACAGUAAAUCAAAGAUAUUUUAGGGGAAAAAAAAACUAGUUUUACUUCGUUGAACUCCCGUCUGAGUGUUUUUUUUUUUUUCAGGUGUUCUGAGGACACUGCAUUUUUGGAGGAUUUUUCGGACAUGUUGUUGCUUAAGCUACUGAAUACUUCAAUCACGGCAGCGGAUGACAAUGAAAAGGUGCGCAGUUAAGUGGCAAUCAGUUGUUCAAUUCGAUGAACCAGGGCCUGUUUCCUGAAAGACCCAUCUAGCGCUAAUCUUGUUGAAAUGUUGAGAGUAUCAUUUCGUGUGAUCGUAACUGGAUCUCUAGCCUUUCUUAUUAGCUCACGUUUACAUGUUUCGAGACAUGUGAGAAAUGAAAAGUUUUGACGGUUGUUUUAACUUUUGAGUCUAUAGAAGAAAUCGGACCCAGAGCAAGAGUAAUAACUUGAAGCCAAUCAAAACGGAUGCUGUCUUUCCAAAGAACCAAUCACAACUUGAAGCCACAUUAAGCAGCCAGUCCAUCGCGGGAAAAAGUGCUCGGCACCAGCCGCUGCCAAGCGCGGGAAAAUCCUUGCAUGUCAAGAUUUCUUUUUGUUUUACCUCUGAUUGGAGCAGAAUUUGGCUCGAGACUUUAAGCCAAUUAACAAAGCGUUGCCGGCGAAACGAUUUAUCUACAUCCAUUUUGGCUGACCAAAAGUAUUACUUUGGUGUGGGUUGUACGACACUUAACUAAAAAGUGAUCUUGGUCAUAUUGACUGUAUCGGCACAAAAUCUCGGUUAACAACAGGAUGUGUUUGUGACGUUUUUCGUGUGUUUUCUGAAUCAUACUACAGUUAGUUGAUUGACCGAUACUGUUUUUCUCUGUUUAGGUGAAGUCGAAUGCUGUGAGAGCAUUGGGAAACUUUCUUCGCUACAUCAGAACGUCCUCUUUAGGUGAGAACGUUGUUUGUUAUGCCUCCAAGCUUGUAUCAUUUAUUUCUCGUUGGUCUCUAUCGCCUUCUUUUUAACUACCCUAAAACUGACAGGUAGUCUGACAAGAAAUUUAUUAUUGAGAAUGAACAAAGAACGAUGGCAAAUGCCGAGCUCGGUUCUGACUGAAAAAUACGUAAUAAUCCCCAUGUCAUGACUGAAAAAGAGUGGACAAAUGGUGAACGGCUGAACGUGUACUUUUGAGUUAUGGUUGCACACGGGAGGUUGCUAAGCAUGAAAGAAACUUUGAGACUGUCAACUUUGUAUUGUACCAGCCCCAUCAUCCCUUCCGAGUCGUGGGGCUAAGGGCGCUUUCAAAAAGUCACAACUGGUCGCCGGACGGUUCAUUUUGAAAAUGAAAUAAACUUUUUAAAAGAGCUUUCACUUAAAAAUGCAUAUUAUCAUAGAAAUCGACUGAUCUGUUUGGACAGUUUUGAGAAAAAGUAAAAUGCUCCUUACGAAAGGAAUUGUCGGGACAUUCAGUUCUGACAAAUGGAAAGCACCCUAACAAAAAUUCUUGAGUCUCCGUCGGGAUUCGAAUCUUAGGACCGAUUCGCUUUUGUAAAAGGCACGAUUGUUGUUCCUCCUCUUUGCUUUUUUAGAAAAUGACGUUAACCUUAAUAGCCAGUCGGAAGAUUAGUUUUACCUGGUCAUGUAACCCCAACGCUGUCAACAUAUUAAUUGCGACACUCGGUAGUAAUUUCCACCUUGGCGUUAUGUAGAAAACGAUACAGGAAAAGACCCGCGGGAAAAGCUCUUUUUAGAUUGUCGUGGCUUAUGUCGGAAACGGAACUGAUUCAAGAGCUUUAAUUUUGACACGGAAGAGAGAGAGCUAGGGCUGUGUUGCUAAACUACUUCUAUUUCUUUUAGAAAAAGCGGGCUUCACGGAAGCAGUAGAGAAAGCCGUUGACGCUUUAAUGAGAAAUCUAGACUCUAAUCUGAUGAAGGUGAGUUGUCUCGCUUUAAGGUACUUAGUAUCUUAAAAGCACAGGAUAAAAUGUUGAAAAUCACAGAGACCGAUUUUGAUUUGGGCCUUCGGAUUGUUCAUCAAGGUUACUUUAGUUGGAGCAAAUCCUUAUUCCGUGUUUGUUAAGGUGAUUUUAAUGGACCAAAUGAUCUUUAAUGAACUAAAUGAAAAAUUGUUUUUCUUUUGCUGUUAGGUUCGCUGGAAUGCAUGCUACGCCUUCGGUAACAUGUUUCGUAAUCCGUUUUUACCAACUGGCACGGCAUCGUGGACUGUAAGUACUCGCUUUUCAAUUUCCUUUUUAGUUUGCCUUUUGCGCGCUUCUCUAAGUGUUUGGUAAUGUACAGGGGAUUGUUACUGUAGAGUACCGCAAAUGAUCCCCGACCGCAAAUGAUUCCCAAAAUGGACACAAAUGAUUUGCGGUACGGUACAGUGCCAAGCUUAAACUAUUGCAAAACCUUUUUUACAGUUAAAAAAUGAUUACCAAGCAUCGCAGAAAUCUGGGACAUGCCGGUGAAGUAAAAAUGCCCCUGAUUACCCCGAUUUAUCCUAGACCAUCCCAUACGCGGAUGAUUUCGUGUCUUCGGUAACCGAUAUAAUAAGAAGCUUGAGCGGAGAUGUUUUUGAGAGACGCUGGUCACCCAGAGGAGGCCUUUUCGCAUUCUUGGGUACUAGUUUUGCCAAAAAUUUCGGGUAAAUCGUCUCUUCAAGGGUAAAGACACUUAAGGAAUGGAAAAACGGGCAACAAUAAACGUGCAACUUGUCUUGCAGCAUUGCUGCAAAACGAGUUGAAUAGCGAUGUUGCGCGUUUUACCAACCACGAAUCAAACCUGUCUUGCAACAAAUAAGGUUGUUAACAGGUUUGAUGUGGGUGGUAAAACGUGCAACACCGCUAUUCAACUCGUUUUGCAGCAAGGUUGCAAUACAAGUUGCACGUUUUUUGUUGUCCGUUUUUCCGUACCUGUAGCAACCCUGAAUACAAAUUUCGUUGGUAGCUUCAAGGUAUAUUAAAAUUAAGAGAAAAGGCCUCACUUCCGGUAGCCUGCACUGCAGACGAAACUAAACUCUGGUUCAGUCCGUCUGCGAAACACCGCCGAAAUCUUUGUUCUGGGCCCCACAUGUGUACCAGGAUUUGAGUACGCGCCAUGAUUGGCCAGUUAAACAAGCCAUUGUCGAUUUGCCAAUCAAGAUGAAAGGAAAUUCGAAUCGCUCUUCCGGGAAUUCGUUGAGUCCAUCGGGGGCCCAGAACAAGGAUGUCAACGCUGCUUCGCAGACGUUACUAACCGAGGUUAAAUUACUCCUGCGACGAAGGCUACACUUCCGGUUGACCUGAGUCGCUCAAAAAGGUCUUUGCUCACGCUCCCAAAUGUGGGUCUGCGACAAAGAGAUUUAAGAUGUUUUCGGCCGUUUCGAGGGGCGCAAAGAGCUCGCUGUGAGCAAGUGUAGUCUGGGAUACAGUAAAAACCCACGAGUAAGGACCUAAUAUUUAAGAACCUGUUAGGCUAAAAUUUGCAAUUUUAGACCCCCUCUAUAUAAGAACCUCUUUAGCCUAAAAUUUGAAGAAAGGUUCUUAUUUUCAAAAGUUAUUUAAAAAUAUUCACCUAAAGAGAAAUUAUAUAGUAAAUGUAUUAUCAAUCUGGAUGAGUAGUUGCUACAUGUCAAUUGUAAUGUUAAAAAUUAUGAUCAUAUGGUCAUAUUAAAAUAUAAGCUAUCAUUAGGUAUGCAAAUUUAAGGGUGCUGAUCACUAAAAUCUUCUUAGCAACGACAUAAUUUUUUGCAAGAAAUUAACAACCUAUUAAGAACCUAGAUAGCCUAAAUUUAUGUUAACCACCAUUUAUGUAAGAACCUGUUUAGGCUAAUCCUGGAAAAUGUAGGUUCUUACUCCUGGGUUUUUACUGUAUUCGCUGCUGGCCACUUCGCCGCGCAUUGUUCCGCCAGUACAAAGAUGAUUGACAAUAAGUGUGCUGAAAAGACUUUUGGUUAAUGUCAACCCAGAAUAUUUAUUUUUCCAAUUAUCUUUUUGUAGAGUGGAAUGUACAGUACGUUAGAAAAUGUCAUUUGCAACUGUAAGAACUUUAAGGUGGGUGUGACCAAAUGUUAGUUUAACAGGGUAAACGUGCUUGCAAGCUUCCAUAUCUUGGUUGAGAGGCACAUAAACCGUGUGAAAAUCAUUUGAAUUCACAGAGAGAGAUCAUUUAUUAAUUAUAGAUACAGAAUCAAGAAAGUGUGUUUUUUUUGUUUGGUUUGGUGCAAAGUAGAGCGACCUGUUCCUCCCUAAAGCAAACUUUUAGAGACUUAACAUUGUCUGAUAUGGCUCAUUUCACGAAAACUACCCGGUCAAAUACACUCGGCCUCAUGGGCUAUUGACUCAGAGCCCAUUCGGGCUCGAGAAAUAAUUGUUUUAGUAAACUCCAACUAUGAAAGAAAUAAAGGGAGAUGUAAAGAAUCAACCAUAUUAGGACACAAAAAAAAUCUGUGCCCCAGAUGGGAUUUGAACCCACGACCCUUCGUGUUCUAGAUCGGAUGCUCUAACCUCUGAGCUACUGAAGACUCGUUGGCGAGCAAGGGUCAUUUUUGUGGGUUGGACUUGCGAACCGCAUCUCGCAGUCACACAGUCCAUCACAAGCAACACAUCUCAGAUUUUUUUCUGUGUCCUCUCAUGGUUGAUUCUUUACAUCUCCCUUUAUUUCCUUUAUAAUAUUAAUAUCAGUGGCAUAAAAUCCAAAUAGUUGGUCAAAAGUAUCGAGACAAAACAACUUUAGCUAGUUAAAGCUAGACUUUAAUCCUUUUUUGCCGCCAAAAAGCCCGCGCUUUUCGCUACUAGUGGGCUAUAACAUAUAGCCUGGUAGUAGCUCAACCAAUCAGAAUGCAGCAUUGAUAAUAGACCACCAGUUGGAUUUUACUAAAAGUUGAUAUAUAACCCGGAAUGCAUCUACUAGUUUACAGAUACUGCUAAUACAAACAUUUACAAAAAAUACUUCUAGUAUUUACUUUAAUUUAGCUGAUACGAAAGCGUUAUUUUUUUUUGGUGUUUCUUAAUAUUCUAGGUUCGAAUCAAUGCCGUCCUCGCGUUAUCAGUUCCAGCGGAGAGACGUUACUAUGGCGACGUAGCCGUGUAUUGUCACCUGUAUGCCACCCUGAUUGACGCGUUGAAGAGCACAGAGAAUGUGACUGAUUUCAGUGAAUUCAAAUACAGAGACACUCUGAGACGAGAGGUAUGAUUCAAGUCACACUCAUCUACGAUGAUGACAGUUUUAUUUAAUACACUUGUAGAAUCUUCACCUUAAAUUGUGUAGGCUAUAUAUUUCGUAUUUACCAAAUCCGUAAAAUAGCAAUUUUCGCGCUUUUUGGUGAGGCCUGGGACUUGCAGCUGUACUAACAGAUCGAGGCAAAGACCAAGAACUUGAUGAAAUUUUGCUUGUCGCUGUUUAAAUGAUGGGCAAAAAAUUAUUUGCAACCAAAGUCAAAAUCAUGAAAAUGCACGUGACAAAAUCCCCGGCGAAAUACAGUUAAAACAACAACCGGCAUUUUCCCUAGUUAGCCUAAACACGUUCUUACACAAAUGGUAAUUAGCACAAGGCUAGGCUAUUUAGUAGAGCUUGCGUAGUCGUUUUUUUCCUUCGUAUUUAGUCCACAAAAGGGGAGUCAAGGUUUCAGGCGUUCCUAUUGGAGACCGUGGAAACUGGGGAUAAGAAUUGCGAUGUGACCGACAACAUAUAAAAAUUUUUCAGAGCGUCAUGCAUGUUUUUUUUUUAAGAACUUAGCUUUGGAAAGAUGCGAAAACGCGAAACAGGUUGAGCUUUUCCAGAAAUGGUCGAUCCACGAAUUCUAUCGAUUGAAAUGACUCUUGCAACACUCUUGCAAGUUCCAAUACGAUCUGAAACUCACGAACACAUUUAAACCCCUAAGCGCUUCGUGGGUAGACAAAAAUUCCUUUUUUUUUUGGAGAAAUUAGUGAUUAUUUUUCUCUUUCCAGCUUUGUAAUUCCCUGUGUCACUUGACGAGCGUAAUGACGGAAGAGGACUCGAUUUCUUUGGCCCCCCUGUUGGAAGAAAGGCACGACACAUACAAAGGAUACCUUGUAGAGUAUAUUCGACAGCCUGACAUGCAGGUAGGGUGUAAUCUUGUUUUAUUUUACUUUUUGUUUGACUAUAACUGGCAAAUAUGUAGAGUGCGCGCAAUGCAUAAUUUCUAAAAGUAAUAUCAGACUGUGCGACGGUGUGUUUGGUGUAAUUUUCUUUAAAACAUUGUAUAACAAAACUUAAAAUUGCCCUCGUCCGAUAACACUUACCUCUACCUUGGUUAUAUCGGAUAUCACAAAAACCGUAUCUAAUAACUGCUUAGAACUCAACUAAAUGGAUUGGACUGUCGUGACACAGCCCUUCUAACCAAACGUUGGCGGACUGUAUCGUUUCGCGCUGAUCUUGCAUCUCCGUUUCCGUUAUUGUCUUUCCCCUCGGUAGGAGUUGGUUUUAGAGGAUCAGACGAGUGAGAAAACAACUGCAGAGAGAAGUAAGUAUAAAUUGAGUUUAUAAUGAAUCUCAGGAAGGUGAAUCUUAUCACAGGGGGCCACGUUCAAAUUGUUUUCUAAGGCCAGCACAAAGUUAUUUCUUUCGUUAUACUAAGCUCUAGAGCUUACCUUUAACAAUUUGAAACUGAAAUUCGUCGAGGUGUUCAUCUUCUUGAUUUGAUGGUCUUAUGAUCACCUCUCGAGAUUUUUCCGGAGACACCCUAACCGCUUUUUAUUUCCGCUUUGUUUAGUAUGUGUUAUACAGAAGGCCAGCAGACGUGUUCAUGAGGACCUUGCACGGUCUGACAACACCACUGUAAAGAUUUUGCAAGAGGUUUACGGUGCCACGUACUCAGAAACAAACGAGCAGAAGCCAAAUGAGUAG